GGCUUGGGGUUGCGUUGGUACUCGGCCUCGAGAAUAGCGUAAUCUUCGGGACUAUACACGCAUUAUCGAGUCAGCUACAUUCGUGCAAUUGCAACUGGUAUCCACCGGGAUAUAGAACAGUGGGCUCUCGACAUACCUAGUCCGACGCCGCUUCUGCCGUGCCAGCAAUUUGUUGUCCACCCGCGGCGGGAGGUUCUGGGUUAAUGUCUUUUGGGAGUGUACGAGAAAGGCGUAGCUAGAAGCAGCAGCAGCCGAAUCUGACGUCUGGGUCGAGGGAGGAGAGGACGAGAAAGCCACGGCAGAGGGCUCGGGGUCAGACAUGGUAGUAGAUAAGACGAGGUCAAGGCGGAGACAUAGGACCAGAGGGAAGAGAAGAUCGUUAGAGGUAAAGAAAAGAAUAGAUAGAAAAGACCAGCAGCAUAGCGUGGACGAGCCGAAGAAAAGACGGGCGAGGCUGAAGUGGGAAUGUUCCCGGCAGAGCUCGUGCAGGAAAAAAGACGCUUCAGUGAUCGCGUCGCGAUGUGGACGCGGCGUGCUUAACGCUAACCCCACCCGUCACCGAACUCAAUACUUACGCUUCUCGUGCAACUUACCCUUAACUUACGCCUUUUUGGUUAUAACUUAUCUCGAAACGCGAAUUAAUCACGAGGUGGCUUUAAUACCUACAUCUAUUCUGAUAGCUUGCAAGACGUGUUUGUUGUCUGGCAAGCUAAAUCUCAGUACACGACCACGACCGCGUGGCCCGUCAGACCAGAGUAUCUGCGGACCGCGAGGAUUUAUCAAUGCACAAAUUAUGCAAUAUUUUGCAUAGUAUACUAGAUCGCUAUGCCCGCCUUUAAAAUUACAGUAUAAAUGCUUGAGUGUUGCAGCCAAUUGUCCU
This is a messenger RNA of Aspergillus versicolor CBS 583.65, 880 nucleotides long. RefSeq lists its product as uncharacterized. Bases 320 to 811 code for a protein of 163 amino acids. NCBI's taxonomy places the organism in Eukaryota, Fungi, Ascomycota, Eurotiomycetes, Eurotiales, Aspergillaceae. The record is from RefSeq and is a predicted model, not a curated record. The transcript has a single exon.